GCUAGCUGCCGCGUGGUCCAACAUGUCUCUUAGUUGGGGUCAUGCAAUGGUAGUAUUAGCAUUUAUCUAUGUAAGCAGGCAGUUCGCCUAUUAUUCCAAGAAUAGCUGCACUCCAUAAAUGUGAUCGGUCUUAAUGUACCCGGUGGUUGGCAGGACGGGCCAAGCUGCAUUGCAGAUCGCUUAUCACAUUGGAUCAACAGUAUAUGAAAUGGGUGGGAUCUGCGGAAAAGAAACUAUUCUUGAAGAUAAGCAUGGUAUAUCAGAGGAGCCCAUUCUUUGUGGCCACAAUACGAACUUUCCGAAAGGUUUCAUGCGCAUGAUUGCAAGCCGUGGUGCUGACGUUGUCUUCAACUCAUUAUCAGGCGAUAUUCUCAUGGCGUCGGGAGUUUUAGUCGCUGGUUACAGUCGCAUCGUGGAGACCGACGAGACCGACAUCGCUGCCAAUUCGAAUUUGCCCCUAAUGCCAUUCUUGAGGAACGUAUUAUUCAUUGACUUUGGUUUGGCAGUAUGGCAAAAGGGACAAACCGGCUGAUGCUCCGCGGUCCAUGCGGAACAUUAUCGACAUGAUCGCUAAUAACACUUGUAUACGGCCGGCCCGCUGCACGUUUACGACACCUGGGAGUUUGGAUGCCUAUGUCUUCGAAAACAAGUAGAAGUGGUCGUGUCAUUGGGAAGAUGAUAAUGGACCUGCGACCUGAGUCUGGGGCGAAGAUACCAAUAGCCAUUGGACCAAGCUUUAUGCUAGGCCCAGCGGCUGCUUAUGUCAUUGCGGGAGGCCAACAUUCCCCGAUGGAUGUUUAGUAGGAACAGUAGGGAAUCCGAUCCUGUUGACGGACCGCGCCGCGCAUAGACGCGCCAUUUUACGAUAUCGCGGUUACAAAUCCCGUUCAGACAGUUUUCAGAUCAAUUGUGAAUAUGCCACCCAAUUGCGGCUGUAUCAAGAGACUAUGGCCGGCAAGGUAGGUGGCUUCCUAGCUAUCGAUAAUCUUAGUAACCAAGACCACUGAUCAUGAUGUGCAGAUUGUACCUAGGCAUUGU
This is a messenger RNA of Xylaria bambusicola, 1038 nucleotides long. RefSeq lists its product as uncharacterized. Bases 134 to 532 code for a protein of 132 amino acids. The transcript has a single exon. The record is from RefSeq and is a predicted model, not a curated record. NCBI's taxonomy places the organism in Eukaryota, Fungi, Ascomycota, Sordariomycetes, Xylariales, Xylariaceae.